Messenger RNA from Geodia barretti, 444 nucleotides. The record is from the annotation of a GenBank genome assembly. Lineage: Eukaryota; Metazoa; Porifera; Demospongiae; Tetractinellida; Geodiidae.
UCCAUAGAGAGGUGUCCCUUAUUCAGAGGUAUAGUAUGGGGCAGAACCAGAGUGUCCUCCAUAGAGAGGUGUCCCUUAUUCAGAGGUUAAAAAUAUUGUAUUUAGUAUGGGGCAGAACCAGAGUGUCCUCCAUAGAGAGGUGUCCCUUAUUCAGAGGUAGUAUGGGGCAGAACAAGAGUGUCCUCCAUAGAGAGGUGUCCCUUAUUCAGAGGUAUAGUAUGGGGCAGAACCAGAGUGUCCUCCAUAGAGAGGUGUCCCUUAUUCAGAGGUAGUAUGGGGCAGAACCAGAGUGUCCUCCAUAGAGAGGUGUCCCUUAUUCAGAGGUAUAGUAUGGGGCAGAACCAGAGUGUCCUCCAUAGAGAGGUGUCCAUUAUUCUCAGGGUCCCUGGAUGAAGUAGCCAGUACACUUACGUCCUAUAUGCCAUCUGGAACCAGUUGAAGGCG